Messenger RNA from Cynara cardunculus var. scolymus (artichoke), 1671 nucleotides. Its product is annotated as TMV resistance protein N-like. The coding region runs from base 1 to 1671 and encodes 556 amino acids. The transcript is spliced from 4 exons. The record is from RefSeq and is a predicted model, not a curated record. Lineage: Eukaryota; Viridiplantae; Streptophyta; Magnoliopsida; Asterales; Asteraceae.
AUGGGUCUAGAUACCGAUUGCAAGGAAAUAUUCCUAGAUGUUGCAUGCAUAUUGAAAGGUUGGGUGAAAGAAGAAGCAAUCAUAGCACUUGAAAGCCGUGAAUUUCAUGCUAUACAUGGUUUGACUGUUCUUCAGAACAAAUCUCUCAUAACUAUUUCUAAAUAUAGGCGCUUGAAGAUACAUGACCAUAUAGAAGAAAUGGGGAGAUACAUUGUUCGUCGUUCAAACCUUAAUGAGCCUAGAAGACACUCCCGAUUAUGGAUUACGGAGGAAAUUGAARAUAUAUUGGUUAACGAUUUGGGAACUGAAGCAACAUGUAUAGAGCUGUUGGCGACGAAAAGAAAAAAAACUAUUACGAAAGGCCUUAGAAAGAUGGAGAAACUUAGAUUUCUUCACAUGAUCAACUACACAAUAUAUGAAGAACUUGUCAUGCCAUGUAAAUGUCCACAACUUACGUCCAUCGACCUGAGUAGUUCAAAGUUGAGGUCCCUUGACCUUAGGUUGGUUCCGAAUAUCGAGACAUUGAAUCUUCAAGGAUGUUAUAAUUUGGUGGAACUUCGCAUGCACGAUGAAUGUUGCAAACUAAGAACCCUCAGCCUUGGAUGUCCACAGUUGAGGACCUUUGACCUUGGGAUGACUCGAAAUCUUGAGGCUUUGGCUCUUGAUGGGCAUGAUGAUUUGUUACAACUUCUCGUUUCCUUCAGAUGUCAACAACUCAAACACCUCGAACUGAUUAAUUCAAAGUUGAGUACCCUUGAGUUGACCCGUAAUCUCAAGAAGUUGAUUCUUACAUCUUGUGCUUUGGUAGAACUUCACAUCCCCGUUGAAGAUGUAAUGCUCAAAUCUCUGGACAUCAAAGGAUGUUCAAAGUUGAAGAACCUUGACCUUGGGGGAACUCCAAAUCUCGAGAGUUUACAUCUUGAAGAAUGUUCUAGUUUGUUUGAUUGUACAUAUUGGGAAGAUCUACCCUCAUUGAUUGGAAAUGUUGAGAAGCUUAUUUCGGUAGGUUCCUCUUGUGCUUGCACAGACCUUGAGAGUUUUUUCGGAAGCAUUUGUGGUUUACAGCACUUAGGAUACCUUAGACUUGAAUGCGAUAUUCCAGAGGUGCCUAAAGACCUUGACAACUUACAAUGUCUAGAGCAGCUCACUUUGUCGUCUCCUAGUAUUAAAAAUCUUCCUGAUAGCAUUUUAUCGUUGAAACAUCUGAAGUCUCUCAAACUUUAUAACUGGGAGCUUCUUGAGAAGUUACCGGAGGAUCUUGGUCGAUUAGAAUGUUUAGAGGAUCUAUUUUUGAUGUCUGAUAAGAUUAAACAUCUUCCAGAUACCAUUUUUACGUUGAAACAUCUGAAACUUGUCACACUUUUUUGCAAGCUUCUUGAGAAUUUACCGGAGGAUCUUGGUCGAUUAGAAUGUUUAGAGAAGCUAACUUUCAAGUCUAAAAAGAUUAAACAUCUUCCUUAUAGCAUUUGCAAGUUGAAACAUCUGAAAUCUUUCGAACUUUAUUGUGAGCUUCUUGAGAAGUUACCAGAGGAUCUUGACCGAUUAGAAUGUUUGGAGAAGCUAAAUUUCACAUCUAAAAAGAUUAAACAUCUUCCAGAUAGCAUUUCUAUGUUGAAACAUCUGGAAUCUCUAGCAUUUUAUGACUGUGAGCUUCUUGAGAAGUUACCCUGA